This is a messenger RNA of Mus musculus (house mouse), 1307 nucleotides long. It is a transcript of the gene Msrb1, whose product is annotated as methionine sulfoxide reductase B1. Gene Ontology annotation, cellular component: cytoplasm; nucleoplasm; cytoskeleton. Lineage: Eukaryota; Metazoa; Chordata; Mammalia; Rodentia; Muridae. Gene Ontology annotation, molecular function: peptide-methionine (R)-S-oxide reductase activity; L-methionine (R)-S-oxide reductase activity. The transcript is spliced from 4 exons. The record is from RefSeq and is marked reviewed.
GGGGCUUAUGGCGAAUCGGAAAGUGAUUGGUUAUUGGGACUGGGUCGGGUUUGAGUCCAGAUCUUAGGGUUUUACCCGGACCUGGCUGGGAGCUUUUGCCUGUCCCGUCGCGACCAUGUCGUUCUGCAGCUUCUUCGGAGGCGAGGUUUUCCAGAAUCACUUCGAGCCAGGUGUCUACGUGUGUGCCAAGUGCAGCUAUGAGCUGUUCUCCAGUCACUCGAAGUACGCACACUCAUCCCCGUGGCCAGCGUUCACUGAAACCAUCCACCCAGACAGUGUGACCAAGUGCCCUGAGAAAAACCGACCAGAAGCUUUAAAGGUGUCCUGUGGCAAGUGUGGCAAUGGGUUGGGCCACGAGUUCCUGAAUGAUGGCCCCAAGCGGGGACAAUCAAGAUUCUGAAUAUUUAGCAGCUCACUGAAGUUCGUCCCUAAAGGCAAAGAAGCUGCUGCCUCCCAGGGGCACUAGGUGAGCAGCUUUCUUUCCCAGAUGGGCACACCCACUCUCUGGCAGCCCCACGUUAGUGUCAGAACCUCAGGCAUUCGGUCUGGGGUGGGGGCGGGGGUGGGGAGGAGGCUCCCUAUGCGCCCUUGUUUCUCAGGGGAACCACUUUAGAGGAAGCACUUUCUGGAAGGUUUCCACUGCUCUACCAUAUUGAGCUGGGGAUGGGGCCGAGACAUGGGCUGUUUGGAAUCUGUAGGAGACUUGGUUCAGGUCAUCUCUAAAUGACCCUCAAACUGCCACCAAUCUCCUUGGCUGUCCACACUGACCCCUGUGGCGCUCUGAGGAUGUGCCUUGGCCCUCACUAAAGCUUGUGCCUGUCUGUUCUGGGCUCUGCAGGACAUGGACUGCGAAUGGCCUGCCCCCUGCCCCCUGCCCCCUGUCCCCUGCCAACCGCUCCAGCCUCAGUCACCGAAUGAUCUGCUCUGGUCAAAUCCUUCUAUGCCAGCCAGGGUGGUGAUGACCCGUGACCUUUGAGGAGGGGAGUAGGCUGAUACCGGGAACUCUUGGAUCCUUGCCUUCUGGCAGAGAAAACAAAACUCCGUUUCAUAAUCUGCAAACUCAUCUUGCCUCACUCUAGCUUGGGGAAGUGACAGUUGUUGCCCCAUUAGCUGGCCAGCGUGGCAGGGACCCUCUUCUCACCACUUUGUCCAGCGUGUACCUCCCAAGAGAAAGCCACUGUACCUUAUUGGUGUGUUUGGAAGCUCUUGACACCUGGGAGAGUGGCUGAAGCUGAGACCCACUCCCCCCCUUGAUUGCUCUCUGGGAUGAUCAAGUAGAAGUCAAUAAACAUGCAGCCUGAGCCGUU